GCGAGCAGAGGCGGGUCUUAAACUGUAAUAGACACGUGUACCGGGAAGUAGGAAGUAAAUACAUAAGAGUCGUGGUGCCACUGGAAAGAAGUCUGGCACCAUGCUGGAAGGCUACAGCCCUGUGACCCAGGCCCUGCUGGGGACUCUGUUCACCUGGGGUCUGACUGCUGCCGGAGCAGCCCUGGUGUUUGUCUUCUCCAGUCGACAGAAACGCAUUUUGGAUGGAAGUUUAGGCUUCGCAGCUGGGGUUAUGCUGGCUGCUUCCUAUUGGUCGUUGCUGGCACCGGCGAUCGACAUGGCGGAAGAUUCUGGGAAGUACGGCUCGUUUGCUUUCUUGCCUGUGGCCGUGGGAUUCACACUCGGGGCAGCCUUUGUUUACUUUGCUGACCUGGCCAUGCCUCUGCUGGGUGUAGGUGCUGACCCCCACAUUGCCUUGGCUCUACCCCCCGACUCUAAGCUGGCCAAGGAAAAAGCAGACGAGCCCCCGUUCCAACUCUUGGACUCUGAUGAGAUGACCAUCAGGAUAGGUAGAGCUGGACCUCUCUCAGAUAAAAUAGAUAAUGGAGAUGUGUACCAGAGGAGGAGAGGACCUCAUUCGGUCAGCUCAGAUGGACAGGAAACAGGAACUAAACAACAGGAAGGGGUUGGGCGGACAGGAAGCAGCUGGCGGCGUAUUGUUCUACUCAUCGUUGCCAUCACCAUCCACAACAUCCCAGAGGGUUUGGCUGUGGGGGUGGCAUUCGGAGCCAUUGGAAAGACUUCAUCUGCUACUUUUGAAAGCGCCAGAAAUUUGGCCAUCGGUAUUGGCAUCCAGAAUUUCCCAGAAGGCUUGGCAGUGAGCCUGCCGCUCCGGGGUUCAGGAGUCUCAACGUGGAAAGCCUUCUGGUAUGGCCAGCUCAGUGGCAUGGUAGAGCCUAUUGCUGGGUUUCUGGGUGCCGUCGCCGUCGUCUUGGCAGAACCUCUGUUGCCGUAUGCGUUGGCGUUUGCUGCCGGGGCGAUGGUUUACGUGGUGGUGGAUGACAUUAUACCUGAGGCCCAAAUCAGUGGAAACGGGAAGCUGGCCUCCUGGACCUCCAUCCUGGGCUUCGUCGUGAUGAUGUCACUGGACGUUGGGCUGGGCUGAGCUCACCUCACCCGGCACCGUGUCAACAGAACACUCAAUGGCCAUGAUGUCAUCAUUGCUCUGCUGACCUCAGUUUUUAAAA
Sander lucioperca (pikeperch) is the source of this 1205-nucleotide messenger RNA. RefSeq names its product zinc transporter ZIP11. The transcript has 10 exons. Gene Ontology annotation, biological process: zinc ion transmembrane transport. The coding region runs from base 101 to 1123 and encodes 340 amino acids. The record is from RefSeq and is a predicted model, not a curated record. Gene Ontology annotation, cellular component: membrane. NCBI's taxonomy places the organism in Eukaryota, Metazoa, Chordata, Actinopteri, Perciformes, Percidae. Gene Ontology annotation, molecular function: zinc ion transmembrane transporter activity.